This is a messenger RNA of Metarhizium album ARSEF 1941, 840 nucleotides long. RefSeq lists its product as uncharacterized. The transcript has a single exon. NCBI's taxonomy places the organism in Eukaryota, Fungi, Ascomycota, Sordariomycetes, Hypocreales, Clavicipitaceae. The record is from RefSeq and is a predicted model, not a curated record. Bases 1 to 840 code for a protein of 279 amino acids.
AUGCAGGCAAACGCCCAACAGGUUCAAGAUGACCUGGCCAACCUCUUUUCUCGUAAUUUGACCUUCAACCCCGACUUUCACGUCUCCGCCCAAAAAGACACAUUACGACAGGAACCGGCCCCCUUGGCUCCAGUUCCUCAACCCAUUGUGUAUUCUAUCUCACAACACUAUCACCACUCUGCUCACACGGCCAAGGCUGCUGCUCAGCCAUAUGAGAACCACGGACAAUGCCAACCCCAGCGGCCAUCAUCAGAGCCGCCUCAGAGCGAGCUUUCCCCAAUGGAGAUGACCCUGCGCAGCUACGGGAUAGACCCUGCCGUUUUGACGCCGUCCCAGGUUCAACUCUUCCGCAUUGCCGAUGAUCCGCAGAAACUUCGUCUACUCGAGCUUUGGAGCAUUUGCCCCCCCAGUAGGGCGGAAGAUAUCCCUUCCCUUGCCUGGAGCAGUACGACCCUGGACCAAGAGGAGCACCUUGCCAAAAUGCGAUAUGAGAGACAACAUAAUCCAGCCAUGAGUCUGGAUGGCACCCAAGUCCAAACCGCUGACGGUAAAUGGACUCAGCACAUGGCAGCCGAAAGUGAGCCAUACAUGACGUCCGGGUAUGAAGAACUCAUGCGGCGGGAAUAUGAACGCCAGUCCGUUGACAACAAAGCCAGGGAUGUUUAUAACCACUACGGUACCGCCGUGGGGAGCGAUAGAUAUACUAGGUCUAACGACCCUGUUUACAAGGGACCCGACUAUGACCAGCAACAACAGCAUUCGGAGAUGGCGGCUCAGUACGGUGCUUUUGAACAGCUCAGGAACGCCUCGAUGCCGUCUGAUGCCAUGGAUUUUAUGUAA